Messenger RNA from Paraglomus occultum, 4356 nucleotides. The record is from the annotation of a GenBank genome assembly. NCBI's taxonomy places the organism in Eukaryota, Fungi, Glomeromycota, Glomeromycetes, Paraglomerales, Paraglomeraceae.
AUGACACCGUCUUCCACCCUUCCUCCUACCAACCUAAUCCGCUUCUUCAAGUUCCUAUCUUCUUCCCCAACACCACCAUCUUUUGAAUGGAUUCCAUAUAAUAGAUUGAAAUCAAUUUCCUACUUCGCGUCGGGUGAGUUUAGUUCUGUUGCGCGAAGCAUCUGGUUGGACGGAAGGAAGAUUGUCCGAAUAGAUAAAGAUGGGAACGAAUGCGUGGUUAGGGAGGGUGAGACAGAAGUUUGUGUGAAGAGAUUGGACGGAUGGAGAGGCGUCAUGGAGAAGGGAUUAAACAAGCUUUGUAAAGGACUGACAGCAUGUCCGAAUCAAACAUCUUACUACUACGGACUAUCAAUAGACCCCAUCACAAAUGACAUACUUUUAGUAAUGAAAUACUUUCCCCGUGGAGACCUAUGCUCCUUUCUCUAUUCUCCAAACCCAGAGACCAACCUUUCCUGGCUGAACCGCUUAAAAAUUAUCAGAUCCGUUGCAUCUGCGUUAGUAGACAUUCACAAGGCAGGAAUGGUACAUGGCAAUAUACAUCCCAAAAACAUAUUGCGUGACAAUAAUGGGAACGAGGAUAACUGGAUAUUGGGAGAUUUGGGGGCCGGGGGAGUUGAAGGAUGCGUGGACCAGGAGACUUGGGCGAGGGGGACCGAAAACGCAGCAGGAGAAGUAGAGACAUGCGAUAAUGCGAGCGGUGAUCUUUCUUUUAAACAGGAAAUAGAGUCUUCCGAAGACGAUAGUCUUUCACUUGACGACAGUGACCACUAUGCUUCAUGCUUAUCACUUUACGCGACACGUGACGAAAUGAUUGGAGUACUUCCAUACACUUCGCCUGAUAUUCUUCGCGGAAAUCACCCAUCUUCACACUCAGAUAUUUACAGCCUCGGUAUCCUAAUGUCUGAACUAGUUUCUCUCUUUCCGCCAUACUACUCUUCGUUAUUAUCACCCACUCUCACGCCCGAUAAUUUUCUUCUUGACAUUUGUGACGGAUAUCGUCCAAGAAUUCCUCCAUACACUCCGGGGUGCUUUAUCAAUCUAAUGAAGAAAUGUUGGUGUGAUCCAGCAUCGUAUAGACCAGGUGCAAGAGAGGUGUUUGAGAUUUUAGAUCGCUGGUGUAGAGAAGUAGAGGGAAACGGAGCUGUUGGUUGUGGUGAGCGCAACGUCUUAUUAGAAGUUGAACGGGGUGUCAACGGAAGCGUAGAGUAUGACAAAAUAAGGAAGAUGUAUGAGAGUAAGAAGAUCAAACUGACAGAGUUGAGUGAGAAUGAAUGGGAAGAUAAAACCGAGGGUCUGGAAAGUUUGGAUAAGAAUUUGGGCCUUUUAAACUAUUUUAACAGUAAUAAAACAUACAAAUCACCUGGCCAACAUGUCGCUCACUCUAACGAUUAUUUUCUAGCAUGGUUAGGAUUAGUGAAUGUGAAUUUCGUUGAUGCAUUGUACGAGAGUCAAACGGGAGUUAAUGACUGGCAUCAUCAAUAUAUUGGCACACCAACGAUUUCCUUUUUCCACAAGCUAUCAAACAGCAAAUUAGUCGCAUUAGUGGCUACAGAAAAGAGUGUUGUUGCCGCAUUAAAUCCAACAAAUGGCAACAUAACAUGGCGGCAGAUUCUCGACGAACGUGAGGAAAUAAUAGGCUUGAAAGCGGACAAAGACAAUGUUUUAUCUGUCUCGAUUGCUGUUGAUUAUAUCAUUCGUCUGUGGGACGGACUGUCGGGCAAAUUAUUAUGGGAGAAUAUAAUCAAAAAAACUGACGAGGCUACCAGACUAAAGAAGGCUGAUGUGGUUUUUUUGAGGAAUGAACCUUCAAUCGCAAUCUUGUUAGACAGUCUGACCAUGGUAAAGUUUGAUCUCAAUGACGGGAAGAAGGCUUGGGUCAACAAUAACGACCAUAAUAAGCAAACGAAAUUUGUGAGGAUUGUAGAUAAUGGCUUAAUGCUCAAUGCAGUCGCGCUAGUCAGACAAUCAAGCAGAUAUCUUUCUAUUCGAGUAGUAACUUACGGCUUAGUAACCGGGGAUGCGAUAAAGACUCUCGACAUAAAGUCUAGAGUUGAAGAUGAGAAACACGUAAUAGUUGUUGGCGGGGCCGAAGAUUUCAAAGCGUUCGUCAUAUGGACUGAAAAGCCAAAUAUGCGUGCCAAUCGCCUUGGUCGCGAUGAUAUAUCAACUGAAGCUUCGCUUGUGGGCCUGUAUAAUAGUGUUAUUCCGUCCUUCGCGGCGGCGGAUGGUCCGUUGGAAUUCAUUGAUUUGGAUGUAGGAACCAGGACAGAAUUUUUAGUAGAAGUUCCCACCAAGUACGGAACUGCCGCUGCUAUAUUAAAAAUCGAUACGGAAGGAGGGCGAUUUCUGGCACUUCAUGAUAUGAAUGAGAGGGAAGGAAAGUCGGUUUAUUCUGCCGCAUUUGAUAGUGAUGGGAAAAUACACAUCUCCAGAGUGUUCAACGAAGCAGCGAAAGGUGUCAAUCUCGAGAUAGUCCAAAUAUUCUCUCAUCAAACAAUUGUCAAUCGAGUAAUCAAGCAUUCUGUUGCCAAUUAUGGAUAUAUAACCUCUUCAAUUUUAUGCAUGUAUUGCAAUGAGCCCGGCACCAAAUAUCGUAUGAUUUUGUUAUCUGCAGAUGGCUCGAUUCAUUCAUGGAAGGAUUCAUCCAUAGCAUGGAAGAGAGAGGAACCUCUUACGCACGCUGUUGGCGUAGAAUUUGUAGAUUUACCAGAAAAAAAACUAUGGUCGCAAGAGGUUGACGAGCUUGAUGAGGAUGCCGACAAAAUCGAAACUAUUACACCAUUUAACCGAUAUAUUCGCCGAGUUUCCACACACCUUAAUCAGCUACGAGAUCUUUUGGAUAAUCUUAUCGCGCACAUUACCCGACUAAUUACCAAUGACAAGUCGGCUAUUGCCACGAAAAAGUCGGGAGAUUCCGCUAGUCUGCACAGAGACAUUUAUGGUUUCAGAAAAAUAUUGGUAUUCGUGACACCAAAAAAAAUUAUUGCGCUGGAUUCUGCUAGAAAAGGCGAGAUUGUCUGGACGCGAUACUUGAAUUACGCCUCCUUGGAGUUGCAAAAGAUUUUUGUAGUCCGUGCUGCCAUGAUCAAAUAUCCGCCAGUGAUUAUCGUAGUUGGGAAACAGGUUACAUCAGGAGGCGAGAUUGAGACACGCUUGUUCCGGUUGAAUGCGUUGACUGGAGGAGAUUUUGAACCCGAGUAUAGAAAUGACUUUCCAGCAGAUAUUUCGCUACCACUAAAUUCUAUAAAGACUAUUAAGCUACCCAUUGAAGAGCCUAAUGAAAGAACGCAUAUUCUCGCAUUGAUUGAUGCAAAACGUCAGGCGACAGUCUUUCGAACGUUUGCAAAGUCAUUUUAUUUUACGUUGGAAAGGGAGAAUGGGCUGAGCGGUUAUAAAGUGUCGGACAACGAAUUUGGCAAGACCAUUACGGCAAAUGAGAUUUGGUCAAUAACAUUUCCUAGCGAAACAAUCGCCUCUGUCGGACAACGCCCUUUACACGAAAAAGUCUCCUCCCUGGGUCGCGUUCUAGGAGAUCGAUCAGUAUUAUACAAGUAUUUGAACCCACAUCUGGUUGCCAUAGCAACUUUUUCUUCAACAGACCCCAAGUCCUUGAGUAUUUACUUGAUAGAUAUUGUCAAGGGUUCGAUUCUGUAUCAUGCUGUACAUGCAAAUGUCAGUCCGAUACAUCGAGUGUUUUUGAUUCAAGUCGAAAAUUACAUCUUGUACCACUUUUGGAGUAAUGGGGAUCCGGUGAAGGGAGACGGAAAAGGCUUCCAAGUAGUCGUCUGUGACUUGUACGAGAGCGAACAUAAGAAUGAACGAUUUGAGAGUGCCAACUUUUCCUCAUUUUCGCACGAGAGACCGUACGUUGAUACUAAAGCAUUCAUGUUUCCACAUGGAAUAAAUGCUAUUGGCGUGACGACUACAAAGAAUGGGAUCACAACGCGGGAAUUUCUAUUUGCUACAAAGACUGACCAAGUCUACGGCAUUGCCAAACGGGUUCUGGACGCACGCAGACCAACUCGUACGCUUACUGCUGAAGACAAGGAAGAAAUGUUGAUUCCCUAUGAUCCUGCCAUUCCAGAUAACAGAAAAUCUAUGCUGAGCUAUUACUUGACGGUUGCUGGUAUUCGCCACAUCACUACGUCUCCCGCUCUACUAGAAUCGACUUCUCUUGUUCUUGCUUACGGACUAGACAUAUGGUUUACGAGAGAAGCGCCUUCAAAAACGUUUGAUGUGUUAAGUGAAGAUUUCAGUAAGGAGACCUUAGUCACGACAAUUGUUGCGCUAUUGAUUGGAAUUGCUGUUACUAGACCAAUUGUCAACCGAAGGAAGAUCAAUGCUCGUUGGUAUUAA